Nematostella vectensis (starlet sea anemone) is the source of this 1442-nucleotide messenger RNA. Its product is annotated as follistatin. The record is from RefSeq and is a predicted model, not a curated record. Gene Ontology annotation, molecular function: 2 iron, 2 sulfur cluster binding; protein binding. NCBI's taxonomy places the organism in Eukaryota, Metazoa, Cnidaria, Anthozoa, Actiniaria, Edwardsiidae. The coding region runs from base 410 to 712 and encodes 100 amino acids. The transcript is spliced from 3 exons.
GUGUAUACAUACCAUUUCAACCCUGUGUUGAUCUGUAUCCCUCUUCUGCCUAUGGCAGGUCGGAGUUCUCCCAACAAUGAGACUUCACACCUCGAUUUCUAUAGAACGAGGCGGUAAAUACAAGGAAAAUGCAAAUAAGUGGACGGGUAUUCUGCAGUUUAGCACAAACUCCACGAGCCACAGGGUAAAGGUUGUGUCAUUUUGCAGCGAGGGUCGGGCAUAUAGCAUUACCGGUCGUCUUCCAUGCCAAUCUUGUCAAUCUGUAACUCUCAGGGCCUUACGCUUUAUUUCUUUGUAUAAACCGCUUGGUCAGUAACCAUAAUCCUUCAUUAAAAUUCGGUACAAGCUGUUGCUUCACACGAGUCAAACUGCGAUAUGCUCUCAACCCCCUCAAGAGCUGUAGACUAAGAUGCACAGAAUGUGGGUAUUUAGUCUCAGCAUUUUUGCUUUGUUUUGUGCUGUUGGUGUCUGUGCAAAUUGCUCCUUCUCCUGCGAUGAUGGUUUCCAUCAGACACCGGUAUGUGGAAGCGAUGACGUCACUUACGCUAACGCGUGCACCUUAGACGAGCGGAACUGCCGUGCGACAGACAUGGGUUAUGUGACUAUUCGGCAUCUGGGAGAGUGUUCUAGUAUUAACGAUGUAAACGUCGCUGACGAAAGGAAAAUUGAGCACUGCCUAAGAGUUGGCAGGAAGAAAUACCUUAAGUGUUGACCAGGAACAAGAGGAUUUAAAGAAAAUGAUACAAUUGGGAUUUUUUUGUAAUAAGUUUAUUCAGUUUAAAUGUAAAUACGCUCCACAUAUGCGACGUCGUUUCGAAGGAGGGGGGGGGGGGGGGGGCUCUCUAUAAAAGUAGACGGGGGUAAUUGUCCUAUCUUUAAGGGUAUAAUAUUCAACCAGCUACUAUCCCUCAUGGGCUGUUUAAAGAUUCUUCCGAUUCUUCUAUCCCUUAGGAAAACUCACGCAAAUGGACCAUCCUAUCCAAUAACAACUGGAUUUGAAUAGUAGGUGAAAGCAAAAUGUCGUCAGAGAAGUCGACAGGAAUUCUGAAAUGUGUUUGUUUUUAGUGUUUUUAGGAAAUUGCUUUAACCACACCUUAAUGACUAUUUAUCAGAGUAAGAGCGGUUGUUGGCCUCACCCAAAGUGCUGGAAUUUUGCCGACGACCACCCCUCAGUUUUUAUGGGACCCUUCCCCCUCCCGGACUGUCAGUAAUGACUGCAUCGCGCUUACAUAUAUGAUUACGAGUGUUUUUAAGGCACUGUCAAGAAGAUAAGUACCUAAAUAUCACAAACCAUCGUGAUAUUUAAGUUUUACAAAGUUUAAACUAAUUGCUAAAAAAUGGGAGGACAAAGAAAAAUUUACCGCGUAGCUGGGGAUUUAGCAGUUCAGAAUAGAUUUUUGUUAUAUUGCUUUAAUAUAUUUAAUUGCUUGUUUAACCAGAAA